Molecule: messenger RNA, 4502 nt
Organism: Egretta garzetta (little egret)
Lineage: Eukaryota; Metazoa; Chordata; Aves; Pelecaniformes; Ardeidae
Gene: R3HDM2
Product: R3H domain containing 2
Exons: 25
Coding region: 640-4242 (1200 amino acids)
Molecular function (GO): nucleic acid binding
Source: RefSeq, a predicted model, not a curated record
CCCUCAGCCAUUCCUCCUAGGGGAGAUGCUCCAGUCUCCGUUCACAACGGGGCAUCUGCCCUGGAUGUCUCAACAAGUUUGCUACAAGUCCCUGUACGAAUCCAUGAACUAGAAGCAGUCGAUGGGUGCGCUCUCGCUUUCUGUAUCUGGAACUGAUUCCAGUAGCUGCAAUCAGAGUCAAAUACAUGGUUUAUGUUCAGUGGCCCCACAAAUUAAAGGGGAAGGAGGUUGAAUUCGUUAAUGAAUAGUAGCAGUUCCCAUGCAGAGCCAAGAGUCAAUAAAUUUCUGUAAGACCUGACUCUCUCUCAGCCGUGUUCUGCCAAAGUAAUUAAUAAAACAAGUUGUUAAACAUCAGCUGUGUUUUCUAGAGCCUAGGCUUUUCGUUUGAGCCUCUCUCAAAUUUAGGCUUCCCCUUUUCUUUUCGGAAACUUGUCUCAAUGGGCCUGCCUCUUAUCCUGCCUUUAUCCGGCCUUCUCCUCUGUCACCAGGAUGAAUAUUGGGUUCUGCAGCAUCUCCACAAACGUGUUCCGUGGUACCAGGAUCCCUCUGCAGUCCUAUGGGAGCUGGUUUAGCCCGCGAUCAGGCUCGGAGGGGCCCGCUUUGAGUUGAGUUCCGGUUCCAGAACGUUCCGGUUCCAGAAUGUUCCAGUUGGAAUCAACACUUCAUUUGGUGAUCAGAUCUGGGAUGUGUUCAUUGCUCCUGUUCACGACCAUCAGUGGACCAAGGCACAUGCUGCUGCCCUGUCUAGGAUCUGUGCUGAUCCAGAGGUGCCCAUCGCUACCUUCUAGGGCUCUGAAGAUGUCAAACAGCAACACAACCCAGGAGUCUCUGGAAAUAAUGAAGGAGUCUGAAAAAAAGGUGGUUGAGGAAUCUGUGAACAAAACCAAAUAUGUAUCCAGGUCACCGAGCAAGGAGGAGGUGGAGAAGGAUGGGGGGGAGGAGGUCAGCGUGCGCCAGGAAUCCCAGAGGCGAACUUCAAGUCAUGGACAUGCCAGAAAAAGAGCCAAGUCUAAUUCGAAGCUUAAACUGGUCAGGAGUUUGGCUGUAUGCGAAGAGUCGUCUGGCCCCUUUGUAGAUGGGCUGCUGGAGUCCCAGGACAUCAUUCAGUUGCACGUUAGCUGCCCCUCUGACAAGGAAGAGGAAAAGUCCACGAAGGAUGGGGCUGAGAAAGAAGAAAAAGACAAGAAUAAAGAAAAGGCACCAAGGAAAAUGCUGUCUCGAGAUUCCAGCCAGGAAUAUACAGACUCCACUGGAAUAGAUUUGCAUGAAUUUUUAGUAAAUACACUGAAAAAAAACCCACGGGAUAGAAUGAUGCUACUAAAGUUAGAACAGGAGAUUCUGGAAUUUAUCAGUGAUAACAACAAUCAGUUUAAGAAGUUUCCCCAGAUGACCUCAUACCAUAGGAUGCUGCUGCACCGGGUAGCUGCCUACUUCGGCAUGGACCAUAACGUUGACCAAACUGGGAAGGCGGUCAUUAUCAACAAGACCAGUAACACACGAAUCCCUGAGCAGAGGUUCUCUGAGCACAUCAAAGAUGAGAAGAAUGCAGAUUUCCCACAGAGGUUUAUCCUAAAACGAGAUGAUACCAGCAUGGACCGAGAUGAUAAUCAGAUCAGACUCCCCUUGCAGGAUGGGAGAAGGAGCAAAUCUAUAGAAGAGCGAGAGGAAGAGUAUCAGCGGGUCAGGGAGCGGAUAUUUGCACGAGAGACCGGCCAGAAUGGAUAUCUCACUGACAGCAGGGGCAACCGGGACAGUUUGAACCGGGCCUCAGGCAGCCGCCAGAGCAGCACGGAGAGUGAGAUAAAGUCACUGGAGCCUCGGCCGUGGAGCAGCACAGACUCCGAUGGCUCCAUCCGCAGCCUGCGACCGCCUGUUACCAAAGCCAGCAGCUUCAGUGGCAUCUCCAUCCUGACGCGAGGGGACAGCAUCGGGAGUAGCAAAGGCAGCACUGCCGGCAGAACGUCCCGGGCAGAAGGCCCGUGGCAUUUACAGAAAGCCCUGACUUGGGCCCGAUGCUUUCCCGACAAGACGGAGGGCACAUCCCUCCGAAGGACGAGUUGCACCACAGAUGUGGUUUUACCACCCUGUGCCAACCCUGCCAGCACCCGCACCAAGCACGCUCCAUCCUGCGAGCAGAGGCCGGCUGGAGGCAUCACCCAAGCCUGGCGUUGGCCUUUUGGUUUCCCGCAGUUCCGAGUAGCGAUGAAGGUUUGCACAAAGAGCAACUAUCGGAGAGCUGGGGGUACCAACUCUGCCAUGCCUUUCUCUGUUCAAGGUUUGGUACUAGGGGCCCCUGAAGCAUGCAGCCAGUCCAGCCCUGGCCUCCUCCCCUGCACAGCCCAGCAGCCUCAACCGCAGCCGCCCCAACAGCCACCACCGCAGCCCCAGGGACUUCCACCCGCAGCCCAGCAGCAGCCAGCCAUGAGUAACCACAUGAUAUCCCAGCCGGUCCCAGCGCUGCAGCCUGUUCAGUAUUCUCCAAGCUCCUGCCCCCAAGUCCUCUUGCCAGUCUCUCCACCCCAGCAGUACAACUUGGCCGACGAACUCAGCAACCCCUUUGGGCAGAUCAGCCUCAGCCGCCAGGGCUCAACAGAAGCACCGGAUCCUUCCUCGGCUAUGUUCCAGUCAUCCCUAAUCUCCCAGCAUCCCCAGCAGACGGGAUUCAUCAUGGCAACCCCUGGGCAGCCCAUUCCCACCUCCAGCUACUCCGCCUCGGGGCACACGGCCCCCACUCAGCAGGUGCUGCAGCCCCAGGGCUACAUUCAGCCUCCCCAGCAAAUUCAGGUUUCUUACUACCCUCCUGGGCAGUACCCGAACUCCAGCCAGCAAUACCGAUCUCUCAGUCACCCAGUGGCCUACAGCUCCCAGCGCACCCAGCAGCUCCCCCAGCAGUCCCAGCAGCCUGGUUUACAGCCAAUGAUGUCCAACCAGCAGCAAACAUACCAAGGUGUAAUGGGGGUGCAGCAGGCACAGCCCCCCGGGCUCCUCAACAGCCAGAGGAACAGCAUGGGGGGCCAGAUGCAGAGCGUGAUGGGAGUGCAGCAGGCGCAGCCCCCUGGCCUUCUCAGCAGCCAGAGGAGCGGGAUGGGGAGCCAGAUGCAAGGCCUGAUGGUCCAGUACACCCCACUGCCUUCGUACCAGGUUCCCGUGGCCAACGAGUCCCAGAGUGUGGUCCAGCAGCCCUUCCAGCAGCCAGUGCUUGUACCAGCCAGCCAGUCUGUUCAGGGAGGGCUUCAGGCUGGAGGGGUACCCAUCUACUACAGCGUCAUCCCAACCGCCCAGCAGAACGGCACCAGCCCUUCGGUGGGGUUCCUUCAGCCACCUGGCUCUGAACAGUAUCAGAUGCCGCAGUCCCCAUCGCCCUGCAGCCCGCCGCAGAUGCAGCAGCAGUAUUCAGGGGUGACGCCGUCAGGUCCUGGCGUGGUGGUGAUGCAGCUGAAUGUACCCAAUGGCCCCCAGGCCCCCCAGAAUCCCCCUGUGGUGCAGUGGAGCCACUGUAAGUACUACAGCCUGGACCAGCGGGGGCAGAAGCCAGGAGACCUGUACAACCCAGACACCAGUGCUCAGGCCAGCACCCAGCUGAACAGCCCCAUCACGUCCCCCACCCAGUCCCCGACGCCGUCUCCUGUCACCAACCUCAACAGCGUCUGCACGGGGCUGAGCCCCCUCCCUGUCCUCACACAGUUCCCGCGGCCCAUGGGCCCAGCACAAGGGGUUGGGCGCUAUUCGUUGCUGGGCCAGCCGCUGCAGUAUAACCUGUCUAUCUGUCCCCCACCGCUGCUCCACAACCAGCCCAACUACAAUGCACACCAGGGGCAGACUGGAAUGAAACACGGAAACCGGAGCAAGAGACAGGCCCUCAAGUCAGCAUCCACUGACCUUGGGACAAGUGACGUAGUGGUGGGCCGAGUGCUGGAGGUGACAGACCUGCCCGAGGGCAUCACACGGACAGAGGCUGACAAGCUCUUCACCCAGCUUGCCAUGGCUGGUGCCAAAAUCCAGUGGCUCAAAGAGACUCAGGGGCGCCGUGGAGAUGGGGGCGGCGGAGACAACAACGGGACUCCAGAGAACGGCAGGCACAGUGACCUUGCUGCCUUAUACACCAUCGUGGCCGUGUUCCCCAGCCCGCUGGCUGCCCAAAAUGCCUCCCUCCGCCUCAACAACUCCCUCAGCCGCUUCAAGCUGCGUGUGGCCAAAAAGAACUACGACUUGCGGGUGCUGGAGCGUGCCAGCUCACAGUAGGGCUCACGCAGGGGCGCAGAGCACACUGGACUGCGGGCGCUUCCCUCUGCCUUCUCUUUUCCUUUCUGCCCUCCCUUCCUCUCGCCCUCCUCCCUGGAUAUAUUUAUAUGGACAUAAUUAAGAGACGAGAAAUUGAUUUUUUUUAUUAUUAUUAUUAUUAUUAUGAUUUUUUUGGAGUGAUGCCCGUGCCCGCCCACCUUACCCUGUGUAUAUUGUUUUGUUAAGCACUGUGUUGAACCGCACAUACAGGUGUUGAGGUA